GGUUAGUAUCAAACAAUUUAACAACUGUUAAAUAUCACUGCAAUUGACUUUUAGAAUAGAUCAUGAUAAAGAUCGGUCUUUAAAUAAUAAUUUAGCACCAAAUAAUUAGAGAGGCUAUGAUUUGUAUUUUAAAUCGGUUAUUUAUGGACUUUAAUUUCGAGUGGGAAAAUAGAAGAAAGCAAAAGUGAUCAAUGGAGGGGCCUUUGUUGACUAAGAAUGAGCACAUCCUCGACGACGUUACAAUAAUCCAUGGCGAUUCUUCCUCAAACGAAGAGCACAUCGUCAACAUUACAACCAAUGUCGAUUCUUCAUCAGAUGAUGAGCAAACACAGGAUGAUUGUGGUGAUCAUUUGAGACGUAUAAUAGCUCUUUUUGUGGAUGAAGGGUGUGAUGGAUUUACAUCUAGUCAUGUUUGGGUUAUGGUCGAGUUUGUUUUGACUUUGCUCCAGGUUGUUGCAGCCAUUGCUGUCCUGACUCUGACAAAAGAUGAAACAGAUCCACAGAAAGUGUUUCGUACACUGAUCAUCUGUUAUACCGGUGGCUGUAUUGUCGUGCUCCUUAUUCUAGGUUUGGAUUUCUGGGAUUAUUGCGGAAGAUUCUACGAGGUGAUGGAGAAUUUGAAAAAGAUGCUUGACUAUUUCUUCGUGGGUUGGGUUGUGGUGUUUUCAUGGCAUCUUAUAAACAACUCAUCAUCUCCAGAUAAUGCUACACAACAGUACUGGUGCGCAACAAUACUAAAUUUUCUAACUAUUUAGUAUGUCUCGAAAACAGAGUAAAUCUCUCUAAUGAUGAUAAUCCACCAUGCAUUUUCCUGUUGCAGGUUAUGUAUGGCUUUCCUUGUUGUCAGUUGCAUUCUACAUGUGCUUCCUAAUCUCCCCUGCGCGGCGGCUUGUUUUCUAUAUCCUAUGAUACUUCGUCUUACCCAGUCUAUAGACUUCUUUGAUGACAUUACUGAAAAGAUAGAGGACAUUAACUGGUUAAUCUUUGUAUACUUUUUUGGAAUCUUCUCCUGCAUUAUCUGUUGCAUUUUUACUUGUUGCAGCAGAUUAUGUAGAUAAAAUGAAGAAUGGAUCAUGUCGUUUCUCCUUUCUUUUGUUUAACAAUGUUGUAAUACUCUUAUCUAUGUAUCAAAUAUAAAGUCAUGACUCAUGACUGAAUCCUCUCUUCCUGAAAUCGUUGGCCUGAAAGACACGAUGCUUACGUCCCAAUUACCUCUGCAUGGACGAGCUUGUGAACCGCAUGUACAAGUAUCCAUUCCUU
Molecule: messenger RNA, 1260 nt
Organism: Arabidopsis thaliana (thale cress)
Lineage: Eukaryota; Viridiplantae; Streptophyta; Magnoliopsida; Brassicales; Brassicaceae
Exons: 2
Coding region: 192-755 (187 amino acids)
Source: RefSeq, marked reviewed